This is a messenger RNA of Vicia villosa (hairy vetch), 636 nucleotides long. RefSeq lists its product as uncharacterized. The coding region runs from base 1 to 636 and encodes 211 amino acids. NCBI's taxonomy places the organism in Eukaryota, Viridiplantae, Streptophyta, Magnoliopsida, Fabales, Fabaceae. The record is from RefSeq and is a predicted model, not a curated record. Gene Ontology annotation, molecular function: nucleic acid binding; zinc ion binding. The transcript is spliced from 2 exons.
AUGGGAAGAAGGGUGGACGAUGUGGAGGAGGACCGUGGAGGAAGUGAUGAAGAAGUUGAAGUGCUGGAGACUGUUUAUGGAGAGAUCACAGUGGAAGAAGAAAUGAUAAGAGGAUAUGAAUUGGCUUUUUCUCAUGAGGAUGAUAAGAAGAAUGCUUUAUCCAAUGGUCCGUGGUUUAUCUAUGAUCAUUAUUUGACGGUCAAGGAUUGGCGUCCAAACUUUAAAUCGGAGAGUGAUACGAUUGACGAAGUUGCAGUGUGGGUGCGUAUCUCAGGACUUCCCAUUGAGUAUUAUGAUCCCAGGGCCCUCACUGAGUUUGGCAAUCGGAUUGGAAGAACAAUAAAAGUGGAUAAAACUACCAUAAAACAGGAACGUGGAAAGUAUGCUAGAGUUUGUGUGGCUGUGAAUUUGACUAAGCCUCUUUUAGCCAUGUUCAAAAUCAAAGGAAGUAGUUAUAAAGUGGAAUAUGAAGGGCUCCAUAUGUUGUGCCUAGUUUGUGGGAGAUACGGGCAUUAUAAGGAAGGGUGCUUGGAGAAAGAGAAGGGGAAGAAAAAAGUGACAGAAGAGGGCGGCAUACAUGGUGAUAACAAUAUGGUGGGGGUGAGUGUUAGUGGAGGGGGAGAGAAGCUUGGCUAA